AUGCUUCGAACACCUACCGUUGGUUUUGCUACUCUAUUAUUACUGCAAUAUAUUGAAAUAGCACAAGGAGUAACCUGUGCAAGUAAUCCAUGUAAUCUUAUAGCUGGUCUCUAUGAACCAUCUAACGGUUACUGUUGUUAUGAUGUUCCACCUACUUUUAGAGAUGCUUUAUGUACAUGUCCAAAUAAUGUUCAGGCUGUAGUUAAUGCGCCUUGUCGUACUACGACAAAUCAGGCUAUUUGUUCUAAACGAUGUGUGAAUGGUGGUGUCUGUAAUAUUGUUAAUGGCCAAGAAGUAUGUUGGUGUCAAUUAGGUUUUAGUGGUGCCUAUUGUGAAAUCCAAGGUAUUCUUGGUCGUUGUUCUCCGGGAUUAUGUCAAGUUGGCACUUGUGUUGAACAAACAAUUGGAUCAAGUACACAUGCUUAUUGCCAAUGUGCACCUGGCUAUAGAGGAAUAACAUGCAAUCAGUGUUAUUUUACAUGUCCACGACAAGGUGUUUUUCCUGAUACAUCACAAUGUUCUAUUGGCCGAUACUUUUAUUGUGCUCAACCGAAUGGUGCACCUAUUGCUGCUACGUGCCCAAAUGGACAAACUUUUAAUCGUCUAACAAGCCAAUGUGACAAUUCAGUGCCGUGCACAUAG
Rotaria socialis is the source of this 642-nucleotide messenger RNA. Lineage: Eukaryota; Metazoa; Rotifera; Eurotatoria; Philodinida; Philodinidae. The record is from the annotation of a GenBank genome assembly.